Closterium sp. Naga37s-1 is the source of this 3297-nucleotide messenger RNA. The record is from the annotation of a GenBank genome assembly. Lineage: Eukaryota; Viridiplantae; Streptophyta; Zygnematophyceae; Desmidiales; Closteriaceae.
AUGGAAAAGUUCAAGGAAAAGCUGAAUCUGCGUACGGCGGCGGCGGGCGAAGGUAGCGGUUCCAUGUUAACACCUGGCGGGGGUGGCGGGGCACGGACAAUGAAGGGCGGCGAUCAAGGGAAGCGACUCUUGUCGCAGUCGGCGGUUAAUCGAUGGCUUAAAGUGAACACCCAAGACGUUUCUAAGUGCGCCGACGCCGUUCAUAAGCUGCUAGACGAAGGCGCGGACUCGUUCGGCAAGCGCGCCGAGUUAAUGUACGCGCGCCGCCCCGACAUCCUGCAGCAAGUCGACCUGCUGCAUAGCCGCUACUUAACUCUCGCCGCGCGCUACGAGCAGCUAUUCGUCACCUCCACGCACUACGCCGCCGCCGCCGCCGCCGCUACUGCGAACGCGGCGGCUGGAGAAGACGGGCAGGCUGAUCUGUUGUCACCGAUGAUUAGCCCCAGCGCGUCCUCCGCCAAGCUUGCGGAAGAUGCGGCAGCGGCGGAGGGUGGGGGGAAGGAAAGGGGAGGCGGGAGGUUUGACCUCGGGCAGGAUCCCAGCGCGAUCGGGAUUUUUCUGGGGCAGAUAUUGGGCAGCUUGGAGAAAGGACUGAAGGAGGAGGAAGACGGAUCAGGGGCGUGGAAGGAGCUGGUCGAAGCUUUGUCGAAACUGAGUUCCGUAGGGAAGGAGAGUAAGGAAGAAGAGAAUCGUGAGGAGGAGGAUCAGCUAGCUAAGGCAACUGACUUGUCGAAAAUAGCGCUAGCGCGGGAGGCGGUGGGUCGUGCUAAGGAGAAGCUCGAUGCGCUCCUGCGGCGCGCUAAAUCCGGCGCGGAGGUGGAGGAAGCGCUGAAGCAGAAGCUGGCCUCGUUAGAGUCACUCGAGGAGGAAAACGCGAUGCUGAGAGAAAUCGUGGAAGGGGAGGCGGACACCGGCGCGGGGGGAGGGGGGGGCGCGGACGGCGCGGCUGGGGGCGGAGACGCAGGCGCGGGAGCGGGCGCAGGGGGGAAUAAGAAGGCGGGAAUGCGAGACGAUGAGAAGCACGUGGCGCUAGAAGUGGAGGUUGGGCAACUGCGGAUCAGGAAUAUGGAUCUUAAGCUGAAGCUAGACCGUCUCACGGCCGCUCUUAAAGAGUCUCGGGAGAGAGAGGCGCAAGCCGCGAUUGCGCUCGAGAAGCUGAAGGAAGAAUGGGGGAAGGCGGAAGAGGCCGGGGGAACAGGAGGGGGAGGAGAAGCGGACGGCGAUGGCGGUGGAGGGGAGGUUGGCGGGGAUGGGGGGAGUGAGCAGGAGAAGGGAGGGGAGGCAGAGACGGGGGAGGAGGAGAAAGCGGAAGGAGAGAAGGGCGGGAAGGAAACGGAGGAGGUGGCAAGGGAGGUUGAGGCGGGGCAGUGGAGGAUCAAGCAAAUGGACCUGCAGGUGACUAUAAAGAAGCUGCGGGAGGAGCUUAAAACGAGCAAGGAGGAGGUAGCUCAGCUGAAGGCUCUGCAGCAGCAGGACAGCCAAGAAGGCGGGGGGAGACAGGAUAUGGAAGAGCGUAGGGUUGGGGGAGGGCUGGGUAGUGAUCUGGCUAGUCCCACUGGCAGCGAUGUUUCUGUCGCUUCUUCUGCUGGUGCCUCUGAUGCUGCCGCGGCCGCCGCCGCCGCUUCCGCCUCUGCUCUACCCCCUACCCCCUCUGCGGCCAAUCCCCCGCCGUUAACCCCCGGAGGGCGCGCAUUGACGCGCGUGCCUUCUGGGUCGGGCGGUAAGAGGAUGUGGAUGAUGGGGGGACGAAUGAUGCCUGCAGUCGAAGCUUCUGCUGGUGGUGGUGGUGCCGGCUCUGGUGCGAGUUCGGAGAGCAAGGAGGAGGAGAACAGGGCAGUUGCGAAAGAAAAGGAUCAGUACACGGUGGGGCUGGAGGUGGAGGUCGGGCAGCUGAAAAUAAAGAACGGGGAUCUGAAGAUGAAAGUGGAUAAGCUGCAGAAGGAGACAAAGGAGCUACAGGAGCAGUUGGGGGCGGCAAAAGAGGAGCUUGAAGUGUGGAAGAAAGACGGCGUGCUGAAGGGCAUAGUAACCGAGAAGGAGAAGGAGAUAGAAGCGCUCAAGAGGGAGGUGGAGGAGGGGCAGAGGCAGGCGAGUGGGGCGGCAGAGCGCAGGGAGCAGGCAGAGAGCGCAGUGGCGUUAGACGUUGAAAUGGGGAAGCUCCGUAUGAAGAACAUGGAUCUAAAGAGCAAGGUAGAGAAGCUGCAGCAGCAGGUGCGGGAGCAGAAGCAGCAGCUGGCGGGAUUAGGCCAGGGAGGGGCAGGGGCAGGGGAUGCUGGGGAGACGAGUGAUGCUGGCAGUGGUGGUUCUAGUGGAGGAUUGUCGGAGAAAGGGAGAGCGGUGGCGAGGAGUUUUAGCUGGAAGAGUGGUGCGGGGAAGGGGGGAGGAGGGGGUAAUGAUGUGGGAGGGGAGGCAGGGGACGUGUCCAAGUUGCAAGCCCAGGUGAGGGAGUGUGAGAGGGCAAAGGCCCUUCUGGAGGAGGAAGGGAAGAGGAAAGACGAAAGGAUCAAGCAACUAGAAUCCGAGGUUAAGUCGAAAGCAGUCGAGAUGGGGAUGCUGAAGAGGAACAUGCAACGGGUAGAGGGUGAAUUGAAGGAUCUGGGAGCGGCUUCUGGCAAGAAGGAUAGCGGGAGAGGGAAGUGGGGCGCUGUUGGGAAGGUAACAACUGCGGUUGCUGCAGCCACGGCUAUAGCUGGAGGAGGAGCAGGAGCAGGAGGGGGAGGAGGAGGAACGGCGGCACGGGCAGCAAGCAUGGACGGAGACAAUGUUGUGGUUCAUGAUAAGGCAGGGGAUGAUGAAGCAGCAGGGCCAGCAGCCGAGUCCGAGCAGGUGCUUGGUAAGGGAGGAAAGAGCGGGAGCGGGAACGGGAGUGGGAGUGUGGACGAGGUACGCCUGGCAGCGUUAGAGGAGGAGGUGCUGCAGCUGCGUGCGGCGUUGAAAGCGGCGACACAGAAGGUGCAGGUGCUGCAGCCCAUGGCAGCUCUGAACGAGAAGCUGGUGAAAAAGCUGCAGGUGCUGGAAGAGGAGAAGCGGACGCUCCAGGACUUGCUAGAGCAGGUGCUGGAGAGGCGGAGGAGGAGAAGCACCGGCGGAGUGGGAGGAGGAGGAGAGCGAGCGGUGGUGAGUGUGGAGGAGGAGAGGCGGCGGCAGGAGUUGGUGCAGAGGCUGAGGGAAAAGGGCCUGGUGGUGGAUGAUGUGGAUGAUCUAUGUGACGAUGAUUUUGGCGAUGGGCCUGGAAUGGGGUUUGGGCUCUUCUCGUGCUUGUUCCAGAGCCGGGGCAUGGCCCGCCUCAUGCACUGA